AUGGUUGCGGUCACUGACACCAAUCGGUCUCCUAUCAUUGGGAUCCUAGCCUUGCUUUUCGCCGUAAUUUCGACAUUAUCUGGGGCUGCACGGCUGGGGAUCAAAUAUGCCAUCACCAGAAAUCUCACGGUGGAUGAUCACCUGAUCUCUGUGUCAAUGGCCUUCAGUGUACUACAGACAGUAUGCAUUACAAUUGCCGCGCGCAAUGGCUAUGGAGAGGCAGAAAGUGCUUCUUCACAGGAGCGGAUAGACAUAGCUCUGAAGGUACACCAUCCGUUUUCUCCGGAUGAAUUUGUCGCUGACGUAGUGCAGGCUGUUUAUGCCGCUGAAAUGCUAUAUGUUGCAAGCUUGACAUUCUCGAAACUGAGCUCCCUGGCGUUCAUGACAUUUCUCAUGCAGCGCACUCGCAAGGCUGAGUGGGUACUCAUUGCAAUAAUCAGCGCGUGGGCUGUAGCGGCGGAAUUCGCCGUAGCUUUUCAAUGCGAUCUUCCGCAGCCGUGGAGAUGGAACCAGAAGAGGUGUUUCGAUCGUGUAAAAUACUAUACACUUACCAAAUGCGAAGAAUUUAGACUAACUUCACCAGGAUGCAUGUAUGCUCAUACUCCGAAUUCAGAUGGCGGUUCCGAGGAAGAUAGUUGCCACCGCCUGCUUUCUCACUCGCUUCUUGUAUGCUCGCUGGUGACUUCCCGUUCGACGUUCGUGGAUCCCUUGCUAGCUAUUUGGAAGGCCGCCGUCUGCGUCCAGUUGGUACAGUGUCUGUCAAUUGUUAUGGCGUGUGCUCCGCAUCUGAAGCCGUUCAUGGAUGGAUUGCAGUCCACCGGUCUCCGAUUAUACCACCUCCCAGGCGAGACGUCUGGACGCGGGGAGUACGCUCGCGUGAGCAAAGCAAAGGCUGCCGCACACGAGCUCAGCGGGCUCGUUGGUGUGGCUAACAGCACCGCAAUCUCUGCAGGGAGGGAACAACAGGAUUGGGACGAUACCAUGAGCCACUCCAGUCAGGAUCAUAUCAUUCGAGAAACUAGAACAUGGGUCGUAGAAGAGCAGUACAACCCGGAUGCUGCGACGAAUCGACCGACAGACAUUUCGGACGCGGAGGGUGGCCCGUAA
Molecule: messenger RNA, 1107 nt
Organism: Aspergillus niger
Lineage: Eukaryota; Fungi; Ascomycota; Eurotiomycetes; Eurotiales; Aspergillaceae
Exons: 5
Coding region: 1-1107 (368 amino acids)
Source: RefSeq, a predicted model, not a curated record